AAAAAACAGAUAGAGAAAGUGUGUCUCUUCCAGUAUUCACUUUUCUCCUUCACGAGACUUCAUAAUUAUUCCAUCAUCUCUCUCUCACAUACACUCUCCAUUUCGCCAUUAAUCAAAGUCCCACACCGAUUCCAGAAUAUUCCGAACGCCAUGUUUCAUCGACGUCCAGAUCCAGUUUUGAAGAGUAAACGUUGGAGGAGAGUUCCCUGUCUCCAUUUAUAGCACCUGGAAUUGACUUUGGAAUUCUUAUUCUGCAUGCUGGGUUUUGGAAUUUGGACUUUGUUUCGUCUUGCUUUUGUUAAGGAGAUAUAACUGAGCUUUUGCAUCUCAAGCUCCACAUUCUAGAUAUUCAUUCUAGCUUUCACAUUGCUGGCGUGAUCUCUUCCUUCUCGACGGGUUUGUAAACACGAGAAUUGAGUUGAUGGGGGGUAACAAUUCUAAGGAGGAUAAUAAUUGGAGGCAAAAUUCAUCUGUGCGUUCAAGUCCCUCUACUUCUUCUUGGGGUGCAUAUCCUGACCCCCACUCGGGUUACGGUCAGGGGGGCUACGCCUAUGAGCCUCAACAGCCGUCGUACCCUACACAGCAGAGCUAUUAUGCUCCACCACCUCCGCAGCAAAACUAUGGCUAUGAACCUCAGCCUCAUGAUAGUGGUAGAGUGGCCAGCCAUAGAAAUGAGAAGCGGUUGGACAGGAAGUACUCAAGAAUCGCAGAUAACUACAAUUCCAUAGAUGAGGUGACCGAGGCUCUUGCACGUGCAGGCCUUGAGUCGUCAAAUCUUAUUCUGGGUAUUGAUUUCACUAAGAGCAAUGAGUGGACAGGAAAGCAUUCAUUUAACAGAAAAAGUUUGCAUCACAUUGGGAAUGGUCCAAAUCCCUACGAACAAGCAAUAUCUAUUAUUGGAAAAACCUUGGCUGCAUUUGACGAGGAUAACUUGAUUCCUUGUUUUGGAUUUGGGGAUGCAUCAACACAUGAUCAGGAUGUCUUCAGUUUCUAUCCAGAUGAGCGAUUUUGCAAUGGAUUUGAAGAAGUGUUGGGUCGUUACAGGGAAAUUGUUCCUAAUAUCCGACUUGCAGGUCCUACCUCAUUUGCACCAGUUGUGGAAAUGGCCAUGACAAUUGUUGAGCAGAGUGGAGGCCAGUACCAUGUUUUGGUGAUAGUCGCAGAUGGCCAGGUAACAAGAAGUAUUGACACUGAACAUGGGAGGCUGAGUCCACAGGAGCAGAAGACUGUGGAUGCCAUUGUUGAGGCGAGUAAAUUUCCCCUUUCAAUCAUAUUGGUUGGAGUUGGAGAUGGUCCUUGGGACAUGAUGAAGGAGUUUGACGACAAUAUUCCAUCCAGGGCGUUCGAUAAUUUUCAGUUUGUGAAUUUCACAGAAAUUAUGUCAAAGAACAUUCCUCCUUCUCGAAAAGAGGCAGCGUUUGCUCUUGCAGCACUGAUGGAGAUUCCUUCUCAGUAUAAGGCAGCAAUAGAGCUUAAUCUGUUGGGUCGUCGAAAUGCCAAUGCUCCUCAGAGAGUUGCCCUCCCAACUCCUACAUAUGGUUCAGCGUCUUCAAAACCUUAUGGUUCCGCAGCAUCUUUUGGUGCUUCAAAACCUUAUGGUUCAGCAUCUUUUGACACCUCAAAACCUUCUCAUGCUACUAGCUUUGAGAAGAGCGCCCCUUCUUAUUAUGACAACAUCGAUGCAGUUGGCACAGCUCCUCCUGCCCCAAGUUCCACAUAUGACAAUCAGGUUUGCCCCAUAUGUCUGACCAAUCCGAAAGACAUGGCCUUUGGAUGUGGGCAUCAGACAUGCUGUGAGUGUGGACCAGAUCUUCAGACGUGUCCUAUCUGUAGGAGCCCCAUUAAUACCAGAAUUAAGCUUUACUAGGGUGAAGUAAUUUUGUGGUGUGAACAAAAAUUCUUUGAUUUUUUAAUGUUUCUGGUUGUAUACAACGUUAGAUCAUCUUUUGGUUUCUAUUGAAAAUGAUACAGUAAAAAAAAAAAUCCCAACCAAUUAAUUUUAUUUGGUUUGGAUUUGUAAAAGAAAAUUCGUGAAAUCCAAGCCGAACUACUCUAAAUUAAAAGCAGGUUGGUUCUGUUUGGUUCA
This is a messenger RNA of Vigna radiata var. radiata (mung bean), 2086 nucleotides long. RefSeq names its product E3 ubiquitin-protein ligase RGLG2. The transcript has 14 exons. NCBI's taxonomy places the organism in Eukaryota, Viridiplantae, Streptophyta, Magnoliopsida, Fabales, Fabaceae. Bases 422 to 1867 code for a protein of 481 amino acids. Gene Ontology annotation, biological process: protein K63-linked ubiquitination. The record is from RefSeq and is a predicted model, not a curated record. Gene Ontology annotation, molecular function: ubiquitin protein ligase activity.